AUGAGCUCGAUGGCCGAGGGCAGCGAGGGCUGGUCGAGAGACGACGAGCUUGAUUUGGGCCCAGAUGAGCACAACCAUCCAGCGAUCGGCUCGGACGCCGUCAUCACCGAUAUCGACACCGUCGCCCGCAAUGCCGAUGCACACUACGACACGGCAGAGCAAUCAAUCGAUUCAGACGGCCUGCAACUUCCGCAAACUCCACCUGCGAAGCAAGCACCACCGAGUGCGUCACCCAGCGACAUAGAGAGCACCGCGUCAAUUCCGGAUGACACCCCGUCUUUGAACGGAUCAGCUCGGUCGUCUCAAGGGAGCAGUGGAUUGGUCUUUCGGGGCUCACCGCGAGCUAGCCCAAGCCCGGCUCACCGUCCGUUUGACCUCCGUUUCCAGUCCCGACUGUCGACGGCAUCCCUGAUUACGCCCCGAUCGGGCUCUCCAUUCCUUGCGCAAUUGCACUCUCGACAGUCGUCAUUCGCGAGCCAUGCAUCGCCAACUCCUGAAUCAGAAAACGAGGUCCCUCCGAAUCCCUGGGAUGUGGUGCGAUGGACCAAGUUACGAAAGAUUUCGGGGCAGGCAUUCUCUGAGAUAGGAAAGCGCAACUUUGGCAGGCCAACCUGUCUGACAGUGUCAACAUCAAUUGUGAUUGGUACAUCAAAGGGUAUCAUUUUGGUCUUUGAUUAUCAGCAAAGCUUAAAAGCGAUCAUCGGAACGAGCACAAAGGCUGUUGAAUGCGGUGCAAUCACCUCUCUCGCAUUGUCCGCUGACCACUCGACCGUGGCUGGCGGUCAUGAAUCGGGAGACAUCUUCACCUGGGAGAUUUCCCGCCCGUCACGACCGUUCCUUCACAUACCCGCGAUACCGGUGGAGCAAAUAGAGAGCCGGGCAUCUGACGGUCACAUCGCCGGCUCUGCUGUGAUUCAUGUGGGCUUUCUGGGAACGCGGCGCACUGCGAUUGUGUCGGCCGACUCCAAAGGCAUGGCCUUUUCGCAUCUGGCCACACGGGGAACAGGAUCUUUGGGCCGGACGGUGAAGACAACUCGGAUUCUCGGUCGCUAUCCACAGCUGCCGUCGGAAGAUGCGCGCAGGAGAAAGCCGAGCUCGGUCUUGGCCUUCUCGCCGCUUCCACUUGGGAAUGUAGAGCAAUCGACUGAUUCGAUGGGUCUCGUGGCUAUGUUGACUCCAUACCUUUUGGUUAUUGUCUCAACAACCCCCGUUGCUCGAACUCAGCACAAGUCUCCACGUCCAAAGGAAGUGCCUGCGCAUAGCACCAUGACGGGUGCUCUGGCUUGGUUUCCCGCAAUUCGCCUCAAAGGCAAAGAUAGCCAAACUUCAAACACGAAGCUCGUCUACUGCUGGUCAAAUGUAUUGACGGUGCUGGAGGUGACAGAAGCGGAGACCGAUGGAACGACGAGCAAGGAUCGUCCUGCGAGUCUGAUUUUCCGAGCCCGGAGCAGAUGGCAGGCUGACGAGGCUAUCGUAGCUGUCCAGUGGCUAAGUCGAUCUGUACUGGCAGUGUUGACAAUCACUCAACGUCUUCUCAUUGUAGAAGAUCAUACUAUGCACGUGACGGACUCUAUCGAUCUCGCGGGCCGCCAUAUCUAUCAUGUCGAUCUCUUCUCAUCUCAACUGCACAAUGUGGUUGAGCAGCUGGAUGAAGAAGAUACAUCAAUGCACGGAGUGGUUGCGGAUGCCUUUUACAUGAGUUUCCGUUCGUACAAAGGCCGACUCUUCCUGCUCGGCUAUAAUGAAGUACAGUUUGGCAGUCUGUCUAAUUGGGCUGACCGGCUUCUCGCUUUGAUGGAAGCUGGCGACUUUAUCAGUGCCAUCCGCUUAGCAACAUCAUACUACACCGGAAGUGCGGAGAAGUUGACAGUUGGACUUCCCGAUGAGGACGCUUUGAGAAAACCCAUUGUGCAAGAAAAGCUGAUCGAGAUGAUCUCGGCGUCACUCAAGUACGCAUUUGGCCGGAACGCCGAGGCAGAUAAUGCACAGCUGGAGAGCAGGCAACUCGAAGACCUUGCAGAGGUAUCAGUCGUUGCCUGUCUUCACAUGGCGGACUUGGAAUAUCUCUGGGAGGAGGUAUUUACCUGGUACGAGGAGAACGACUCUGCAGGGAUAUUCCUUGAUAUACUAGAACCGCGAAUCAUCGACGGAACUAUACGAUCUCUCCCUCCGACCGCCGUCAAAGCUCUCAUCAACCAUUUUAUAGGGACUCACUCUACUGGCCGUUUGGAAGAGAUCAUCUGUCUGCUCGACACAACAACCAUGGACAUCGACCAAGUCACGACGUUGUGCAAGCAACACAACCUCUACGACGCCUACAUCUACGUCUGGAAUCGUUGUCUGAUGGAUUAUAUCGGUCCAUUAGAAGAACUGUUGCGCCAAAUUCCCACGCAGCAACCGGAGACGCUAGUCAAUGGGGACUAUGCGUAUGAAAUGAGACGUCAUGCCAAUGCGAUGAAAAUAUUUCCGUAUCUGUCAUUUGUCUUUACUGGCCGCAUCUACCCGACUGGAGAAAAUAUGGGCGAUGACGAGGCCUCACAGGCCAAAACUGACCUGUACCAGUAUCUAUUCUCGGGCCGAUCCUCCAUGAUGGACACUGCAGCCGGUGGGGAUGGCGCGUUCACUCAGCUCAAAGCUAUGCUGAAAUUCGACGCUUCAAGCUUCAUGAGCAUGCUGAAUGAAGCUUUUGAGGAUAGUUUUUUGAAUGAUUCUGAAGUCGAGGAGGGUCCGACUUCAGGGAUUUCCAUCAAUCGUCAAUACCUGAUAAGCAUUUUGCUACAAGUGAUGGACCCAUCGAUUUUCGAUGCGAUUGACACCAUCUAUCUUGACAUGUUUCUUGCACGCAAUCUCCCCAAAUAUCCACAGUACAUUUUGCUUUCAGGCACCACUCUUCACCAAGUUCUGGUCCGACUCUGUCAGUACCCGGAGCAGGAAAUGGCCGGAGAUUGUGAGCUGAGUGCAGAGUACCUCCUGUCCUUCUACCACCCGCCGGACAUUCAGAGCAUGGUACCUCUCUUUAAAGAAGCCCGUUUUUUUCGUAUUCUCAAGUCGACCUAUCGCUCCGAGAAGCAAUAUGCGCAGUGGAUUGCAACUUACCUUGAAGACCCACAUGACCGGGCGGGAGUGUUUACGGCCUUGUACGACUGUCUCCGCUCUGGAACCGGACUGGGCAAGAAACAGAAACGGGAUGUGAUUGAGGUUGUCAAGCAGCAUGCCGGAAGCAUUGCAACUAUCGACGUGAAGCGAAGUGCGCAGACAAUGCAGGAUCUUGCUCCGGAGGCCCACGCGUCAUUCCUUCAGAGUUUGGCAGACAAUUCCUAUGAACAAUAUCAGUACCUCCAGGUAUUGGUCGAGCCCCAAGGACAAGCCGGCGAAGCCAAGUCUGUGCCUCAAGUCGAGAAAGCGAUGGUAGAGCGAUAUGUGCAGCUCCUUUGUCAUUACAAUCCAUCUCAUGUUGCAGAUUUUGUUGAUGGUUUGCGGAUGGGCGAUCUUCACCUUGACAAUCUCCUUCCAUUCAUCGAGGAAAGCGGGGCCAUCGAUGCUGCUGUCAUCUUGCUCGCGCGACAGGGCCAGGUGCAAGGCGCUUUGGAUCGUCUCAUUGCUCAUCUGGGCACGCUCGAAGCGGGUCUAGUUGGUAUUCUCCACAGCGUUGGUGACGCGCCAGAUGUUGCCAACACGACCGAAGCGAUUGAUGACCUGCUUGAGUCCUUGAAAAAGUAUGCAGGGGUGGGGACGUGGCUGUGCCAAGGCCAGACCAAAACUGCGUAUCAAUCGCACACUUCGAGAGCGUCCGCCAAUGGCCACCGGGGUGCGUCAGCACUCGACAUGCCCUUGGCCUUUGACGAGACCCUCUGGCUUGGUCUCAUCGAAGCUGUUGUCCGAAUUGCGAGCAAUGUCUUUGCACUGAUGAGAAGCCACGAGACCAAGGGUGACAACUCGAGUGGUUCGACUGCGAUCACAGCGACGGAAGGUAUCAGUCGACUGACCGCUGACUUCCGAACGUUGGUGCAGCAGAUUUUCACCUCGCUACUCAACAGUACCGUGAAAGGUGGCGGGUCACCUGUCAGCGAACGGAACGACAUCUCCUUCCUUCGAAUUUUGAGGGCUUUCCUAGCUCGUGCUGCCAGCUGGUCUCCAUCUCUGCAAGAGCUACGGGCUGUUCUCGCGUCGGUCUUCUCGGCUUACUCAUAUGAGAGAGCUCUCCUCUCGCUCGCCAACGGCAUGCUGGAUCGUGACCUCUUUGUGCACGUUGACGAGGUUGCACGGCUCCGGCAGCAAGGAUGGCGUCCGCGGGGGCAGGCCUGUGAAAUCUGCCGGCAGCGGAUUUGGGGCUCCGGCGUGGGCUCCACGCACUGGACCGCGUGGGAGAGAAGACAGGCCGACGCCCAUCAGCGCCGCCUUUUUCGCCGUCGCGAAGAAAAGGAGGGCGCUGCAUCCGAGCGUGGCAAAGGCAAAGCUGUUGUCUCACGCUCGUCGGCUCAUGACCACCACCACGACGUUGCCGAUAUGGUUACAGGUGCAGAUGGGAUGACACCAUCUAUUGAACCGGUGGUGGUCUUUGCUUGUCGGCAUAUCUAUCAUCGCAAAUGCGUGACGGACAGUAUCAACAGCCGUCAACCUCCCGCGCCUCAUACACUCGGCUCGCUAGUCCCGCACGAUCAUCCUGACUGGCCGGUGACGGAAUUGUUUUGUCCAACAUGUACAUAG
This is a messenger RNA of Penicillium oxalicum, 4707 nucleotides long. RefSeq names its product CORVET complex membrane-binding subunit VPS8. The transcript is spliced from 4 exons. Gene Ontology annotation, cellular component: HOPS complex; late endosome. Gene Ontology annotation, biological process: protein targeting to vacuole; endosomal vesicle fusion. Gene Ontology annotation, molecular function: protein binding. The record is from RefSeq and is a predicted model, not a curated record. The coding region runs from base 1 to 4707 and encodes 1568 amino acids. NCBI's taxonomy places the organism in Eukaryota, Fungi, Ascomycota, Eurotiomycetes, Eurotiales, Aspergillaceae.